AUGAUCGUUCUCGUGUACCCCUGUACCGCCGCAGUGGCCGCGGACGAGUCCUUGGCUCUGGUGGAUAUCUGUACAUCCAUCGAGACGGUCCGCAGGAGCGCUUCAGUAUUCAACAGCCGGGAGAGGGAACCUCGACACUGCGAGAUCGACAGUCCCAGUGGCACCGAUGCACAUCUUGUUGAGGAGGACUUUGUUCCACUGAGCAAGUCAUCGAAGCGACAGCGUGCCGAGGAGCCGGGAUCAUCAGAGGACGAGAAGACGGCGUACAGAUCGAUCAAAGGCAAGGCCAAGGCUCAUGAAUUUUCUGACAGCGAUAUCGACUUCGAUUCAGAUGCCGAAGAUGGCGAGUUCGACGUUGGGUCCGAUGAUCCCCUGAGGCAACGGUCGAUCCAACUGUCCCGCCGGGUCAAGGAGCAUCCUGGAGACAUUGAAGCCUGGUUUGAACUGAUCAAUCACCAAGACGUGCUACUGAAUUCGGGCGGGAGCCUGGACCGAGAUGCCACCAAAGCCGAGGUUCACAGCUUUGCAGAAAUCAAAAUAUCAAUGUUCGAGUCUGCCCUAUCUCACGCAAAGAAGCUCGAAGACGAAGAACGGCUCUUCCUUGGCUUGAUGCUGGAAGCAGCACAGGUUUGGUCCUCCUCAAAGCUCGAGAGCCGCUGGGCGGAUUUGGCAAAGAAGCACGAUGAUAGCUUUUGUCUGUGGAAGGCUAGAAUUGACUACAAACUUGCGAAUUUGGUUGCGUUCCAGUACAACGACAUAAAAGUCCUGAUGGUCGACCGAUUACAGACCGUCUACAAGCAAGCCAUGGUGUCAGUGUCGCCCGGGCCAAGCCGCCUGGCAAGCAAUGCAGAGACUAAGCGCUACGAGCAGAUGGUUUAUGUCUUUCUCAGGACAACCAGGUUCAUGUACGAUGCUGGCUUCCGUGAGCUCGCAGUCGCAGCGUGGCAAGCGCUCCUGGAACUAAACCUACAACGGCCAGCGGUCUGCGACACCAUGGCAGAACUACAGAUAGUCAGUUCGUUCAAAGACUUCUGGGAAGACGAGUCACCAAGAAUAGGAGAAGACAAUGCCCUCGGCUGGAACCACUACGUCCAGAUGGAUGGCGUUGUUGACCCUCCAGAACCCCGCACAGACGACGAUACUGUCCCCAAGUCGCGAGACGUGUACAAGUCCUGGGGUGCAACGGAAAAGCUUCGAGCGACGAACUCAAGGAACCCGGCACGAGCUACAGACGAUGUCCUCGAGGAUGAUCCUUACCGUGUUGUUAUGUUCUCGGACAUUGAGGAGUUACUAUUUGUGAUCCCGUCAGAGAUCAUACCCUCACUUUGGAGGCCUCUAGUUGAUGCUUUCCUGCUCUUCUGCGGUUUGCCCACUGCGUUCCGGACCAGUGACUGGACGGAAGCUGCAGAGAACGACACAGUGGUCAUGAGCAAUAUGAGGCUACUUGAGAAGGACGUGCUUCAAAGGCCCAACGAACCCGACAUUCUAGAUGAGACCAAGAGAGUUCCGACAUUCAAGCAAGAUGCAUCUCGGUACGCACUGUCGGCUGACUUGCUAUUUGCUGGCCCCGGAUGGUUUUCGCCGUUUUCCGGAUGGACCAGUACAUCCAAAGAGUCUGAUGGACCCGUCACCAUAGCUACUGUCUCCAAUGCUCUUCGGUUGCUGCUGAAGUCGAGCAGCCGUCAGGAACUGGCCGAAUACUCUCUGGCCAUUGAAGUCGUCAAUGAUCCCAGUAACACCAAGAAACGCGCAAAGGCUCUCAUCAAGCAAGACCCCUCGAAUCUCAGGCUAUACAAUGCUUAUGCUCUCGCCGAAUUUUCCAACGGCAACGCGGGAAUAGGUCUCCAAGUUGUCGGUUCAGCGACCGGCUUGAUUACCGCUCUAAUGAUCAUCUACCAGACCUUCAAUAACGUCGAUGGAUCAAUGUUAUGGAAUACCUGGGCUUGGCUGGAGCUCCACGGAGGGAAUAAUGCUCAAGCCUUGGUGCGUAUCUGUGCUGCGGCAGAUGAGUCCUGGAGAAAUGCCCUUGCAAUCACGCCCUCUCCUUCACAACUUCUCAAGGUAAAUCAAUCAUUAUCAGCUACUCUGGAGCAUCAAAUGUCUACGAAGCAGCUCAAUGAUGCUAUAGCUACCGCGGAGAGCUUGGCAUUGCUGGCCUACCUCACAGCACAGGAAGGAUCUGAGCCUACAUCAGAGGCGCAAGGAAGUGUCUCGGCUGCGAUGGAGAGAAUCUGGACCGCGUCUUCAGAAUUGUGUGCUCAAGGUCAUGCCAAGUCGUCGACGCAUGAGAGACUUCUUCAAGUCGCUGCGAGGCUUCUUUACCACCAUGCAAGCCGAGGCUUCUUGAGCCUGUUCUCUUGGGCGUCAACCACGUUCGGCAUUGACGACCCUGUUCGUGACAUCCUCCGAAAAGUCGCUCUCACGAACGCCAAUGACAGCAUUAGCAACCGUGUCUUUGCGAUUCGAUAUGAGCUACAGAGGGGCAACGUGUACUCCACACAAGCAGCCUUUGAGCGGGCACUAGACAGCCCAACAUGCAGGUCCAAUCCCGAUCUCUGGCGAUGCUACAUCAAGUUCAGCUACGCGAGGCAACAGCUUAGGUCCAAGGCAAAGGAUGUGUUCUUCCGAGGUCUUCGCCAUUGUCCGUGGUCAAAGGAGCUGGCACUCGAGGCCUAUACGACACUUGUUAGCGUGAUGGACGAGUUUGAGCUGCGGUCCGUUUUCAAUACGAUGUCAUCCAAGGGGUUACGGAUACAUGUUGAUUUAGACGAGUUUUUGACCCAGCACAAAAAGACGUAA
Messenger RNA from Colletotrichum fioriniae, 2799 nucleotides. The record is from RefSeq and is a predicted model, not a curated record. NCBI's taxonomy places the organism in Eukaryota, Fungi, Ascomycota, Sordariomycetes, Glomerellales, Glomerellaceae.